AUGGAAAAGCCCAGCACCGACCAAGUCGAGCACGCCGACAACCAACACCUCGGCCACCUAUCCAACCAAGAAGACCACGGACUAGGAAAAUGGCAAAGCCUAAAAAAAUACCCCUGGACCUUUGCCUGUGCGUCUACGCCUUUCGAGAACCAAGCCUCAGGCAACGUAACCGGAAUCCCCAAAUUCCGCAAAGAUUUCGGGCAUUUCUAUGAAGGCGACUGGGUUCUCGAGGCGAAGUGGCAGUCUGCGUUCAAUGGCGCGCCAGUGGCGUCGGCGGUAGUUGGGGCGCUGUGUUCUGGUCAGAUUGCGGAUGCUAUUGGGCGCAAACUGACGAUUGGAGUGUCGCUUCUCAUUACGGUUGCUGCUGUUACGUUGGAGUUUGUUGCGACUACCAAUGAGAUGUUCUUUGGGGGGAAGUUUCUUAAUGGAUUUGCGUUGGGGGCGCUCGCUUCUGUUCCUAUUACUUAUAUUGGAGAGGUUUGUUUCUCCUUUCACUGGCAUCUCUUUGAUAUCUCUCCUCUUGCCCUCCGCGGUACUCUCACCUGCCUCUCAGCUCUGGCAUACUGCAUCGGUCCCUUUGUUGUCGCCCUGAUCACAAACACAACCGGGACAUAUACAAAUCGCUGGGCCUACCGCGCCGUCUUCGUAGCCCAGUACGGCUACGCCGCACUAGCGCUUGCUUUCAUAGCGUUCAUGCCCGAGUCGCCCUGGUGGCUGGUAUCAAAGAACUGGGACACUAAAGCCCUCAAGAGUCUCCGAAAACUAGGCUACAGCGAAGAUGAGGGAGCCAAAACGCUCGCCAACAUCAAAGUGACUCUCGAAGAUAUCAAGCGUGAAACAGAAGGCGUCACCUACCUGGAGUGUUUCCGGCGCUCAAACUUGCGUCGAACCAUCAUCUCCAUCCUCCCGCUGAGCAUUCAGGCCUUAUCCGGCGUCAUUUUCGCAGCUGGUUACUCAACAUACUAUAUCCAGCUGGCAGGUUACAGCACAGAAAUGAGUUUCAGACUCCAGAUCGCGCAGCAGGUCUGCUCACUCGUCGGCAAUGUCAUGUCCUACUUUCUAAUCGACAGACUGGGCCGUCGAAACAUAAUGAUCUACGGCCUGGGCGUAUUAACCGUCAUUCUGAUGUUAACCGGCGGACUAGCAGUCGUCGGAGCCGAAGCCUCAAAUCCGAACUCCGGCGGCGCAAUCAAGGGCACGGUGGCCUUGAUUCUGGUUUACUGCUGGUGGUACAAUAUGACCAUUGGAUCGGCGGGAUAUACCAUCCUAGCUGAAGUAUCGACUUCCAGACUGCGGAUUAAGACUAUUGCUAUUGGAUUAGCGUUGCAGAAUGCGCUUUAUACGAUGUGGUCGUCCGUCGCGAAUCUAGGUGCCAAGGUAACUUUCAUUUUCGGGGGUCUUUGUGUGAUUUCUCUUGUUUAUUUGUGGUUUUGUCAGCCUGAGACUGCUAGUCGGACUUAUGCUGAGCUUGAUGAGAUGUUUGUUAAUGAGGUUCCUGCGAGGAAGUUUAAGGCUUACCAGACUGAUGCUGAGGCUAUGGGUGUUGCUGUUAAAGAGGGUGAUGUCAGUGUUUAG
Penicillium antarcticum is the source of this 1575-nucleotide messenger RNA. RefSeq lists its product as uncharacterized. NCBI's taxonomy places the organism in Eukaryota, Fungi, Ascomycota, Eurotiomycetes, Eurotiales, Aspergillaceae. The coding region runs from base 1 to 1575 and encodes 524 amino acids. Gene Ontology annotation, cellular component: membrane. Gene Ontology annotation, molecular function: carbohydrate:proton symporter activity. Gene Ontology annotation, biological process: carbohydrate transport; transmembrane transport. The transcript is spliced from 4 exons. The record is from RefSeq and is a predicted model, not a curated record.